GGGUUAGAAAAUUAUCUUUUUACACAACGGGUUAGAAAAUUAUCUUUUUAGCUCCUUCAACUUUUAUCACACAAUUGAUUUUUUUUUCAAACCCCUUAUUGUUAUUUUGGAGGACUUAUAUUAAGUCUGGAGAGUCAUUUUUACAUAACAAUUCUCGACAAAAUUUUCUGUGAUUUAUAUGCUCAUCACGCAUGUAUGAGUUUAUUUUAAAUUUAUUUCUUUGACUGUUCCAAUAAAUUUACAAAAUAGAUAUUAUCAUGUAUUUGUAAAAAACAUGCAUCCUAUGGACAAUCAUCAAUUGUUAUUACUUAUUAUUAUUAAGCCCCGUGUUAUUAAAAAUGUUAUAUUUCAGAAAAAUGAUUUACCUGGGUCAGUUCGACAUUGAGAUUCAUAUUUUAUCUUCUGGUACCAGAUAAAAGAAAUGCUUUAUACUUCUGAAAUAAAUUUUGAAACAAUGAUUUGAAGUAUCAAAAGACGAUCUGAGGCAAGGACUGCUUAUCUUAAUAAAAAAGGUAGAGUUGUACAGUACAGUGUAAAGUAUAGUUGUACAGUAUGACGGGUGAGAAAAAGGACCUGUACAACUUAGCUGACGGUUGGUUAGAGCUAGAGAGUGAUCCUGGUCUCUUCACUCUUCUCAUGGAGGAUAUGGGAGUACAGGGAGUACAGGUUGAAGAAAUAUAUGAUCUACAACGUGAACCCCUUGUUGACAAGAAACCCUGCUACGGAGCGAUCUUUCUCUUCCGAUGGAUUGAAGACCGGAGAUCCCGGCGUAAGAUCGUCGAAGAAGAGCAUUUGUACAUGAAGAAUGAGGAAGAAGUGAAUAAGAUAUUUUUUGCAGAGCAAAUGAUUCCUAACAGCUGUGCAACCCAUGCUUUGGUUUCUAUUUUACUAAACUGUACUCAACUCAAGCUUGGCAGUACACUAAAUACACUCAGAAAUCAUGUACAAGGAAUGAAUCCUGAAAACAAAGGUUUAUCAAUCGGGAACUGUCCGGAGCUAGCACAGGCGCACAACUCCCACGCUGUACCACGGGCACGUCGUAGGUUUGAGAAGAAUAAUGUUCCCACAACAGGAACCAGAUAUACUGGAGAAGCAUUUCAUUUUGUGAGCUAUGUACCGAUCAAUGAUCGUCUGAUCGAACUGGAUGGGUUGAAAAAAUAUCCAAUUGAUCACGGACCUAUUCCUGAUCCUGACAAUUGGACUGAGAAACUUCGUCAAGUGAUUACAGAGCGUCUUGGAAUUGCUACAGGAGGUGGUGUACCUUACCAUGAUAUCAGGUUUGCUCUGAUGGUUCUAGUUCCUGACACUAGGUGUCUCUAUCAGUCAAACCUAACUAUGCUAAAAACCAACAGAGAAAUUGUUAUUACAGCGCUGCGCCAACUACUGCAGAUAUGCUAUAGUAAGAAGGUAGCUGGAGCUAGGGUGAGUACAGGAGAUGCGGAGGAUAAGGAGGAGGCUGAAGACUGUAUUGCUGUCGAAGAUAUUGGAGCUACACUUGAGGUUGACAGACUAGAGAAGGAAGUGCUUCAGGUUCUUGAUGAUGAGGUUCAUUUAAACCUUGGAACUUCAGCAUUAGAGAUUAAACCUACAGAUCAUACAGCAUCUAGAGAGCGUGUGCCAAAUAAACCCCUGAUCCGUCUAUCACGAGGCAGCUCUAUGGAUUGUCAACCCAAAUCUCCAUUCCAGUCUAAUCCACUUCUCACAGCUCACGACUACUCUAAAUCCCCGAUGAUGGAAGGAUGUGAAGAGGAUGAAGAGGAAGAGGAGGAAAGAAUGGAGUUGGAGAAGGAAAAUGAAGGACGGAUGGGGGAUGGUAGAAUUAAUCAGGACGAGACGAAUAAAUCGGAGGAUUCAACACAAGAGAAUGGGGAAACUAUUAUUCAGGAUAAACUUGACAAGAACGGAGAGAAAUCUCAAGCUUUGUUUAGUCUGAGUUUAUCCGAGAAUAAACCUGAAUUUAAUCCUCAGCAGACAAAACUUCAAGAACCUCACUUCUUCACACCUAGAGACCUUCUAACACUUCUCAGACGAAUAGAGACGGAGAUCUAUGUAACCGAAGGAAAGCUUAAUGACGAGGUGGAUACACAUAAGAAGUAUAUAGUGGACGACUGUCGUCGUGUUCAUAAUUAUGACGAGUUUAUCACAACAUUCAUCUCUAUGCUCGGUGAGCAAAGUCUACUGGGAGAAUUGGUGGAGCAUGGUCUAGGAUACAGGAAGGAGGACCCGGCUCUAGCUGGCAGGAAGGACCCAGGACAGCCAGGAAAAAAGGACCCAGGGCAGGCAGGCAGGAAGGAACAGGAGAAGAAGACGACUGCAGGGGAUCCAUCCAGGAAGACUGUUGUACCCCGGGCCCCGGUCAAGGGUCGGAAGAAGAAGAAACGGUUGGAUGAAAGUGAAUCCGAUUGGUCGGACGAGUCCAGAGAAUCUCCGGUUCCAUCUAAACCAGUGAUGAAAGUAUUAUAUAACGACUCCUCUCUUCCUAAAGGAUGGAAACGAAAGGUAAAGAAGAAGGCAGGGACGGGUAUGACUAGCGCCAAGUAUGAUGUUUACAUCAUCAACCCCCAGGGUAAACAGUUCAAAUCAAAACAAGAACUCAAGCUGUUUCUAGAAAAACAGGAGACAGACCUUGAAGUAGAUGAUUUUGAUUUCUCUGUGUCUGGGAUCAAACGUUCAGGAGUCAAGAGUUCGACUAAACGGAGAAAAUGAAAACAUUUUGAUGACGAAAGUCAAUGGAUGGUGUACCUUCCGACCUACGCACAUCCGCUAUACUGCCCCUCUGGACUUUUUACACGUGGUUUUAUAGCUGCUAGUUGGACAUGAAACCGCAGCGCCCGUCCCUCUAGCCUGUAAAACCGCAGCGCUCGGCCCAGAAAUUGUCUUAACCUAAUUCCUUACUCUAAAAUAUUAGAACAUAAACAGGUCUCGUGACAAUAUUACGACCAUAAACCUAGGUAAUGACAAAAUGUUUAUCUUUUUACCAGGAGCAUGGGAAAUCUGUUUUUUUUUGUCUUAUGCGAAAGUUUUUUCAAAAUCUUUAUGUUUGUUGUGACGAACAAAUCGUUUAAUAACAAAACAAUGCCCCGGACUUUUGUGUCUCAGAAAUGUGUCUCACCCAUAAAACCUGAAACCGGAUAUCGAAGACCAUUUAAAUACUUCAUCUUUUCAGUAAACAAUUAUCAGUUUUUUAGUCCAAUAAAAUUGAUUCUUUAUAAAUAUCUGAUUAAUCAGAAAUCACAAAAGAUUAAUUUGUUUACGGAUCAAGUACUUAGUUGCUUCAAAUUUAAAUUUUCCGCUGUGAAUAUCGAUUUCAGCACUUUCUCAAACAUAUAAAACAUACACGGUUACCCACAAAGGAUAAGACUUAAGGACGACUGUAUUGAAUUUAUCACGAUUCCCUUCAACUGUAAACUUGUUUCUUUCCUUGCCAAAUUAUUAAAUUAGCCAAUAAAAUACUAUAUCUUCGGCAGAAGGCGUAAUUUUAAUUUUGACUUGUAAUAUUUUAAGAGUUUCUGGUCGUUUUUGCAGUUUCAUCCUUUUCGGGCACCCCUGCAUCUCAAAUGUAUAGACCACACAAAUUUAAUAUAAAAGUUCUGUUCAGUAUUAUCCUUCACUUUUUUAUUCAGAUGUACUGUCAGUGCGGACUGUUUGCAUGAAAUUUUAACACUUUAUUUUAUAUUAACUAUGUUUUAUAUAUUGUGAUAAUUUUCAAGAUAAUUGUACAUUUUAUCUUUUUACCCAUAAUGUUAUAUGUUUUGUUUGAUUAAAGAGUACCUCAAGUGUU
Molecule: messenger RNA, 3781 nt
Organism: Eurytemora carolleeae
Lineage: Eukaryota; Metazoa; Arthropoda; Copepoda; Calanoida; Temoridae
Gene: calypso
Product: ubiquitin carboxyl-terminal hydrolase calypso
Exons: 17
Coding region: 553-2706 (717 amino acids)
Biological process (GO): protein deubiquitination; ubiquitin-dependent protein catabolic process
Cellular component (GO): cytoplasm
Molecular function (GO): cysteine-type deubiquitinase activity; DNA binding
Source: RefSeq, a predicted model, not a curated record